UUUGGGUGGAGGUCGUGUCUCUCUGUCAUGGUGUCAGCGUUCGCGGUGAGUUCCCCUGGAGCACUAUGGAGGAAAGAAAGAGACUUUUCUUCUACCUUCUCUUGGCGGCGCAGCUCUGUCUGAGCUCGGCACAAGUCCUCAGAAUCGGUGGUAUUUUUGAGACCCGGGAAAGUGAGUUAGUGAGUAUGGACGAGCUGGCGUUCAAGUUUGCUGUAAAUAACAUAAACCGCAACAAGACCCUGAUGCCCAACACCACCCUGACCUACGACAUUCAGAGGAUCAACCUCUUUGAUGGCUUUGAAGCUUCCAGGAGAGUGUGUGACCAGCUAGCUCUCGGGGUGGUUGCUGUGUUCGGUCCUUCACACAGCUCCUCGGUCAGUGCUGUUCAGUCCAUCUGCAAUGCCCUGGAAGUCCCUCACAUCCAGACCCGCUGGAAACACCCGUCAGUGGACAACAAAGACACCUUCUUCAUCAACCUGUACCCUGAGUACACCGCCAUCGCCAGGGCCAUCCUGGACGUAGUCAACUUCUUCAAGUGGAGGAAGCUAACAGUGGUUUAUGAAGACAGCACAGGCCUGAUGCGGAUGCAGGAGUUGAUCAAGGCUCCAGCAAAGCUUAACUUGAAGAUCAAGAUCCGCCAGCUCACACCUGGUAACCAAGACGCCCGACCGCUGCUAAAGGAACUGAAGAAAGACAAGGAGUUUUUCAUUAUCUUUGACUGCUCCUAUCGCAUGGCUGGAGAGCUCCUUAAGCAGCUUUCGUCAAUGGGAAUGAUGACAGAGUACUACCAUUUCUUCUUCACGACUUUGGAUCUGUUUGCGUUGGACUUGGAGCCGUACCGCUACAGCGGGGUCAACAUGACCGGUUUCAGACUGCUGAACAUAGAUGACCCGUGGGUAGCCUCCACAAUGGAAAAGUGGGCCACGGAAAGGCUGCAGGGUCCCAAACAAGAGAGUGGCCUGAUGGAUGGAAUCAUGACUACAGACGCGGCCUUGAUGUAUGACGCGGUGUUCAUGGUUGCUGUUGCGUCCCAGCGAGCCACUCAGAUGACCGUCAGCUCCCUGCAGUGUCACCGCCACAAACCCUGGCGCUUCGGACCGCGCUUCAUGAACCUCUUCAAAGAGGCACAGUGGGAUGGACUGACAGGGCACAUUGUUCUUAAUAAGACAGAUGGCCUGAGGAGAGACUUUGAUUUGGACAUCAUCAGCCUCAAAGAGGACGGCACUACCAGGAUUGCCGUGUGGAACUCGUACAAGGGGAUGAACCUGACGGAGAAGUCCGGCCGAGACAAGAAUAACAAUGUGACAGACUCAAUGGCUAACAGGACUCUUAUUGUCACCACAAUACUGGAAAAUCCAUAUGUGAUGCAUAAAAAGUCAGACAAGGAGCUGGUCGGGAAUGAUCGCUUCGAGGGCUACUGCCUGGACCUGUUGAAAGAGCUCUCCAACAUCUUGGGUUUUACGUAUGAAGUCAAACUGGUGGCUGAUGGGAAAUAUGGAGCCCAGAAUGACAAGGGAGAGUGGAACGGGAUGGUCCGAGAGCUGAUCGACCAUGUUGCAGACCUCGCCGUGGCUCCCUUGACCAUCACUUAUGUUCGAGAGAAGGUCAUCGACUUCUCCAAGCCCUUCAUGACCUUAGGUAUCAGCAUCCUGUACCGCAAACCCAACGGCACCAACCCGGGCGUGUUCUCCUUUCUUAAUCCCCUGUCUCCGGACAUCUGGAUGUAUGUGCUGCUAGCCUGCACAGGAGUGAGCUGUGUGCUCUUUGUGAUUGCCAGGUUUACUCCAUAUGAGUGGUACAACCCACAUCCAUGCAACCCGUCCUCGACUCUCAUACAGAACAAUUUCACUUUACUCAACAGUUUCUGGUUCGGCGUUGGAGCUCUCAUGCGGCAAGGCUCCGAGCUGAUGCCCAAGGCUCUGUCCACUCGUAUAGUUGGGGGUAUCUGGUGGUUCUUCACCUUAAUCAUCAUCUCCUCCUACACGGCCAACUUGGCUGCCUUCCUCACGGUGGAACGAAUGGACGCACCCAUCGACUCGGCGGACGACCUGGCGAAGCAGACCAGGAUCGAAUACGGGGCAGUGAGGGAUGGAUCUACCAUGACCUUCUUCAAGAAAUCAAAGAUCUCCACCUAUGAGAAGAUGUGGGCGUUUAUGAGCAGCAGGAAGAACACGGCGCUGGUGAAGAACAACAAGGACGGCAUCACCCGGGUCCUGACGACAGACUACGCCAUGCUGAUGGAGUCCACCAGCAUCGAGUACAUCAGCCAGAGGAACUGCAACCUCACGCAGAUCGGAGGUCUCAUAGACUCCAAGGGCUACGGGGUGGGAACACCAAUCGGUUCUCCAUACAGGGAUAAAGUGACCAUUGCCAUCCUUCAGCUGCAGGAGGAAGGGAAGCUGCACAUGAUGAAGGAGAAGUGGUGGAGAGGCAACGGCUGCCCGGAGGAGGACAACAAGGAGGCCAACGCUCUGGGCGUGGAAAACAUCGGCGGCAUCUUCAUCGUCCUGGCCGCCGGCCUGGUUCUCUCUGUGUUUGUGGCCAUCGGAGAGUUCAUCUACAAGGCCCGCAGGAACGCAGACAUAGAGGAGAUGUCAAAGAUGUGGAGGACCUCGCUCAGACUUUCCCGGAUCUUGAACAGCGAUUACAGCCAGUGCCCCCCUGUGUGUCUCUGAGGGAGAGCGUUCAGGUUUACAAGGAACACUGCAGGAUGGCGA
Molecule: messenger RNA, 2717 nt
Organism: Seriola dumerili (greater amberjack)
Lineage: Eukaryota; Metazoa; Chordata; Actinopteri; Carangiformes; Carangidae
Product: glutamate receptor ionotropic, kainate 1-like
Exons: 17
Coding region: 66-2675 (869 amino acids)
Biological process (GO): modulation of chemical synaptic transmission; synaptic transmission, glutamatergic; monoatomic ion transport
Cellular component (GO): plasma membrane; kainate selective glutamate receptor complex; postsynaptic membrane
Molecular function (GO): transmitter-gated monoatomic ion channel activity involved in regulation of postsynaptic membrane potential; kainate selective glutamate receptor activity
Source: RefSeq, a predicted model, not a curated record